Messenger RNA from Paramecium tetraurelia, 1173 nucleotides. RefSeq lists its product as uncharacterized. Gene Ontology annotation, molecular function: protein kinase activity; ATP binding. Gene Ontology annotation, biological process: protein phosphorylation. The transcript has 6 exons. Gene Ontology annotation, cellular component: nucleus. Lineage: Eukaryota; Ciliophora; Oligohymenophorea; Peniculida; Parameciidae. The record is from RefSeq and is a predicted model, not a curated record.
AUGAGUUCUUCCUCUAGUUCCUCAUCUUCAAGGUCUUCAUCAAGAUCAUCAUCCUCAAGUUCAUCAUCUUCAUCUAGAUACUCUCACAAAAAAUAGAAAAGAAAAAACAAAAAGAAAGAGGAUUAAGAUGCUGGCCAUUUUGAAUAUCAAAUAGGCAUGAAAAUAAAAGCAGGAUAAUUUAUGAUAACACGGUUUUUAGGAGAUGGCACCUUUGGUCGUGUUUUAGAAGUUAAAACCUGUAAUACUGCUAAUAAUAAUUAUUAUGCCAUGAAAUGCAUAAGGGCUGUAGAAAGGUACAUAGAAUCAGCCAAAAUCGAAACCAAAAUAUUGUGGUAUAUAUAGGAUAAGGAUAAGAGUGGGGCAUUUAAUAUUGUGAGGCUGUUUACAUCGUUUGAAAGAUAUAACAAUUAUUUCAUGGUUUUCGAGAGGUUAGGGAAAUCAUUAUAUGACUUAAUAAAACAGAACAAUUACAUCGGUUUUCCUAUGAAAUAUGUGUAAUCAUUUGCUAAAUAGAUCAUCAUCUCAGUGGCUUUCCUUCAUCAAAAUUAGAUAACUCAUACAGAUCUCAAACCUGAAAAUAUCUUAACUACAAAUUGUGAAUAUAAGUUGGUCCCCUUCAAAGGAAGACAAAUAUGGGUUCCUGAAAAAGAAAUCCUUAAAAUUAUAGAUCUUGGGGGCGCCACCUUUGAACAUGAAUAUCACAGUACUGUCAUUAACACAAGACAAUAUCGUGCUCCUGAAGUGAUUAUGGGCUAUCCAAAAUGGAAUGAGAGGAGUGAUAUUUGGUGCUUAGCUUGUGUCUUAUUAGAAUUGUAUACCGGCGAAUUGUAUUUCUAAAAUAAAGAUGAUUUAGAACACAUAGCCAUGAUCGAAAAAGCUAUUGGACCUAUGGAUUACCGUCAUUUCAAGAACUCCAAAUAUAAAACAUUCUUCAAUUAUGAUUAAAAGUACUUUGAUUAACAUCGAUCAUAUUUCAAAUGGAAUUCUGUGGCACCAAGUGAUUCUGCAAUAGAAAGAGUUAAAAAAUUGAAAACUUUUGAAGAAUUAAUACCAGCUAAACAUGCCAUUUUUAUUGAUCUGAUUAGAAAAAUGCUUAGAAUAGAUCCUGAAGAAAGAAUACCUUUGAGAAAACUAGUUCAUCAUCCCUUUUUUCAAUAGGUAUUUUAAGAUUGA